Molecule: messenger RNA, 1458 nt
Organism: Talaromyces atroroseus
Lineage: Eukaryota; Fungi; Ascomycota; Eurotiomycetes; Eurotiales; Trichocomaceae
Exons: 7
Coding region: 1-1458 (485 amino acids)
Biological process (GO): DNA-templated transcription
Cellular component (GO): nucleus
Molecular function (GO): zinc ion binding; DNA binding
Source: RefSeq, a predicted model, not a curated record
AUGUCCGCCAAUAGUGACGACCACAGAAGUCUGGCAAAACAAGCGCAUUGCGAGUACCCAUCAGGGACGUUUGGGGGUAUUGUCGAUUUGACAACGCGUGGCUCGUUGUCCUCUACUGGUGACUCUCAUGAUUCACUAUCAGCACUCUUCUUCCUUGAUACAUGGCUGUUCCGUAAUCGUGGUCUCUCAAUGACCAUUCGUCAAGCGCGAAUGCCCACGGAAUUCUGGGUUGCUAUCAACUCGGGGCCUGGCAGCUUCGGCCAGCACUUAAAUCGGUACUUUACGAUGGUUCAUCCAUUUUUCCCAAUUCUAUCCAAAAGGAGGACUUACCGGCUAUGUCUGCACGAGUCAUCACUCGAAGGGGAGGACGUAGAUCCUGCUCUUGUUUUACUUAUGUUGGUCAUUUGUCUCCUAUCUACUACGGCUUCUCAGGGUCAUUUGGGAACCGGAGAACUGUACUCUCAAGUGAAGCACUGCUAUUCGUCCGUGGAAUCUCUGGGAGUCAUAACUCCACGAGUCUUACAGGCAGCCCUACUUAUCGCUUACUGGGAGGUUGGGAGCGGCGUAUAUCCUGCGGCGUAUCUAUCUGUCGGUCUAUGUGCCAGACUAGGACACGCUCUAGGGAUUCAUCGCCAACGAAAGGUGCCACAAAUGUUUCCAAGAUCAGGGUCCUGGGUGGAAGUUGAGGAGCUCCGUCGUGUCUGGUGGGGAGUCAUGAUUUUUGACAAAUACGUUACAAUUGGCUUGAUCGAUCAACCCUUCUCGUGUGACGACGCUCACCCUGAGGAUAUGCUACCCACGACGGAGAGUUCUUGGGAUCAAGGGGAACCGAGCGUGAGCCCAUCACUUGCUGUUUCGGGAGAUGCAUCGCACGCAAUAUCACCGUUCGCACGACUCUGUCAAGCCUCUGACCUUCUUUCUCGUGUUCUUCGCCAUAUCAAUGAAAAGCCAUCCGAUACGCAGUUUUGGUACAAGGAGGGCAUCCAGCUUCACUAUCUUCUGGAUUCAUUUGCAACAGGAUUGACUCUAAAGAGUUCACAAGAUCAGACUAAUAGCAUUCUUGUUGGUGACAGAUCUCUACAUCCAGCAGUCGGUGUCGUGUAUAGUGCCCAAAUGCUUCUUUACGAUACGCACACCUGCGCAGAUUUCGACCGCCUGAGCGGUGUCGGCAUUCCAGAGCAGCUCGAAAUGCAGAAGAUUGCAUUGGCAGGCGUUAAAGUAGUGUGUACCGCUGUUUCUGGCUUUGCUCGUGGAAUAAGGGCCAGGGAAGUCAGAGCUGCCGGUAUAAGCCCACUUGUCAUUAAUUGUCUAUACGAGGCUGCAAAGUACUACUUCUGGUACUACCGUGAGACGAAUAACCCUGAACUGCUGCAUGAAGUGACUGAGAUUACUCUCGCUCUGCAGGCCAUUGCUGGUACAUGGGCUGUUGCGGGUAUGGUAGCCCUCUCUUCUUCAUAA